GACAAGGCUCUGUAAGCAGAUCAGCCUCUUCUAUAUCUUCAGGAUGUUGUGUGGUCACACAGAGAUUCAAGACCCAGGGUGCUGGUCGGCCCCUGAGGACGGAGACCAGUAAAGCCAGGCCCCCAUACAGUCCUCAGGGAUGUUCUCUAGGGGUCACGAGAGGGGCCUCAGUGGAGGAGAUGAACCCAAAGGGACAGAGGCACCUCAGAGUCCACACAAGUGGUCCAAGAGGAGGGAGCUGGGGGGGGGGAAGAGGACUCAGAGCCCCAAGGUGAGUCGCAGCAUGCGGAGGAAGCUCCAGAAGUACCUGCAGGGCCCGGCGGGGCCUGUGGAGCCCUCCAUCCACCAGCCCCAGGACCAGCACACCCCUGUGGAGAUGCAGCAGGACAUAUUCAUCUGUGGCCUGAAGAGAAACCCCUCCAGUGGAGAAUUGCCUGGACUCCACUCCUCCCUGCCCAACGGCCGCAGUCACACAGUGACUCUAAACCCACCUGUGGCUGGGGAGAUGGAGCUGAACAGGGAGGGCUUCAUCAACGCCCCCUGUACUGUACGCACCAACGGCCCCACCACUAGUCUCCCCACCUCUCCCUCUGGAGAGAACAGCAGCUCUGAAUGUCAGGAUGGGAUCGGGGUUGUGGAGGACACACACAGGCCUUCUCCUAUUGAAGGGAAAGAAGAAGAAGAGGAGGAGAAAGAUGAGGAGGGAGAAAAAGGGUCCAGUGACAUCGUCGAGCACAUAUUGAAAGAACUGCGAGGGAUCAACAAGAUCCAGGAGGACAUAUCAGACCUGCGGCAUUACCUGACCUCUGUGAGGGGCUCUGUGGACGAGGUCUCCUGCUGUGUGGAUGCAGUGCUGAAUGAGAUAGGGGAGCUCUGCUCCUAUGGAGCCUCGGCACCAGGACCCCAGACCCAGCUCUAUUCCCAGACACCUCAGAGGCUCAGCGUCAGACGCGGCAGCCUAGGCAGACAGAAUGCUGUCACAGCCUUUCACAGGAGGGCCACCAGUCCUUUACUGGAGCACCGGCACGAGUCUUGGGACAAAGACCCAGUGAUGAUGAUGAUGCCACCCCAGGGGUCACCUAAGAGAUGGAGAGAAAGGUUACCUCCUUUCCAACCUGAACUACCCGACCAGGAGAACUCAGAUCACAGCUCAGACGUGCCCUGUUCAGGGCCAGGGUCCAGCCUCUCCAACCUGGAGCGGGGGUAUGCCCAUGAUUGCCCCAGCACCAGCUCCCUGUCCUCUGGCCAAAGCUCCAACACUCUGGACCGGGACACCAGGUACCGCUCUGGUAAGGCUGGGGUGUGGCAGAGCGGUUGGGCAUCGGCGGACAUGCAGCGUAGUGUGAGUGGAGAUGGGGGGUGGAGUGGGGAGAAUGGCUGGAGUGAAGAGGACGUCUGCUCCUGUCUGAACAGUGGAGAGGAGGUGGAGGACCACUGUGGACGGCCAGGUGGCUGGGACAGGUACACCACAGGAGAGACCAGCUGCACCCCAGGCCAGUCCUCCCACAGCAGCUCAGAGCACCUGUCCCUGCUGUUCAGCUGCCACAAAAACUCCCCCUCCAGCUCGUCCAGUGUGGUGGACUGGCGGCCCCCCAGGCAGCAGGGCAGCAAUGGACACUUGGAGUGUGACUGUUCAGCCAACUGCCCAUACUCCCGGAGCUCUGGCUACCACACUGUAGACGCCUUCGCUGAUGAUGUGGGGAGCUGUGGGCCGUCCAGGAGCAUGAGUCACUCCACUGUGCUGCUCACAGACUGUGAUGAUGGCUACCUGGAGCCGCACUCCUCCUGUGACCAUCGUCCGUCCUCCUUUGAUGCCCUGGACACGGGAUCUGCUUGGAGCCUGGACAGGGAGUGGACUGAACAGUCUGUCCCAGGAGACGAUGCAGGAGAGUGGGAGUCAGGGGACCUGCCUAUCCCUGAACCUGAGAACACCCAGCCCCUCAAUGUGGGAUUUGAUAUGAAGAGCAUUGGGGAGGCUGUGCUCAAUUUCAGGUCAGCUCUGAAAGGGGCUCUGAGGAAGCUGGAGGGGUCCAGCCUAGAACAUGGUAGAGAUGACAGUGAGUCUGAAGCAGCUCCCUCUCCUGUCAGACCCUGCUCCCCUGAUCCUCCUGAAGGAGAGAUCACUCUGCCAACUGAUCACGUCCGCUCUGGGUCUCCACUGGAAGAAUACAGUGAGGCCUCAGUGUAUGUGGACUGCAGCCCAGCCCAAGGGAACCUGCUGUGCUCCCUACAAGCAUCCACAAAGGAAAGUACUCACUCCCCCUGCACCCCUACUGAAUAUCACUCCAUGGAGCAUUUAGAGAGCCGAGAAGAGUAUCAGACUGAUGGAGAACUGUCCAACCCAGAGCUGACAUCAGACCACAUUCCUCCUGGAGGGGCUGGGCAUAGUCCAGGAGAGUCUAACCUCAGCCCAAGGGGGAUAGGGUUAAGUCCAAUAGGAGAGGACCAUGAUGGAGCUGAUCAGGAUGAGUGUAGUGAACAGGAUGUUGUCAGCCCUAAGGAACGACUUGCUAAUCUGCAGCGCAUCCUAAAAGAAAAGAGACAGAGACGCAAACUGUCCAAAUCUUCCCAAGGAUCCCAGUCCACUUUCUCUGAGGAGGAGUUCAAUCCAGACGGCAGCAGGGAAGAUGACCAGGGACGAGAUGAUGAACCCAACUCCAGACAAGCUUGGAUCAAGCCAGGCGGUGGAAGUGGUUUGUUUGGGAUUGACAGCAUGCCAGACCUUCGUAAGAGGAAGCCUAUACCCCUGGUUAGCGACGUGGCUAUGUCACUGGUCCAGGCCAGGAAGGCUGGAAUCACCUCUUCCAUGGCCGCACGCUCCUCUGUCAAAGACGAGGAGCUGAAGAACCACGUUUAUAAGAAGACCUUACAGGCUCUGAUUUACCCUAUCUCCUGCACCACGCCCCAUAACUUUGAGGUGUGGACGGCCACGACGCCCACCUACUGCUAUGAGUGUGAGGGGCUGCUGUGGGGCAUCGCCCGUCAGGGCAUGAGGUGCUCCGAGUGCGGGGUCAAGUGUCACGAGAAGUGCCAGGAGCUGCUGAAUGCUGACUGCCUGCAGCGUGCUGCGGAGAAGAGUUCAAAGCAUGGGGCUGAGGAUCGUACCCAGAACAUCAUCAUGGCCAUGAAGGACCGCAUGAAGAUCAGGGAGAGGAACAAGCCGGAGAUCUUUGACAUGAUCCGGGAUGUGUUUGUCAUCAGCAAGGCGAUCCACGCUCAGCAGAUGAAGACCAUCAAACAGAGUGUACUGGACGGAACCUCCAAGUGGUCGGCCAAGAUCACCAUCACAGUACUGUGUGCCCAGGGACUGCAGGCCAAAGAUAAGACAGGUUCCAGCGACCCCUAUGUCACGGUCCAGGUGGGCAAGACCAAGAAGAGGACCAAGACCAUCUACGGUAACCUCAACCCUGUCUGGGAGGAGAACUUCCACUUCGAGUGUCAUAACUCGUCGGACCGUAUCAAGGUGCGUGUGUGGGACGAGGAUGAUGACAUCAAGUCCCGGGUGAAACAGCGUCUGAAGAGAGAGUCCGAUGACUUCCUGGGUCAGAGCAUCAUCGAGGUCCGCACGCUCAGCGGAGAGAUGGACGUCUGGUACAACCUGGAGAAGAGGACAGACAAGUCAGCCGUGUCUGGGGCCAUCCGUCUCCAGAUUAGCGUGGAGAUCAAGGGAGAGGAGAAAGUAGCUCCCUACCACGUCCAGUACACCUGUCUACACGAGAACCUGUUCCACCACUCAACAGACAUUCUGGGCCAGGGGGUAGUGAGGAUCCCCGACGCUAAAGGAGACGAUGCCUGGAAGGUGUACUUUGACGAGGUGUCCCAGGAGAUAGUGGAUGAGUUUGCCAUGCGCUACGGGAUCGAGUCCAUCUACCAGGCCAUGACAAACUUUGCCUGCCUCUCCUCUAAGUACAUGUGUCCUGGUGUUCCCGCUGUGAUGAGCACCCUGCUCGCCAACAUCAAUGCCUUCUACGCCCACACUACCGCUUCCACCAACGUCUCAGCCUCUGACCGCUUUUCCGCCUCCAACUUUGGAAAAGAGCGCUUUGUCAAGCUCUUGGAUCAACUCCACAACUCCUUACGCAUUGACCUGUCCACAUACAGGAACAACUUUCCUGCCAGCAGUAAGGACCGUCUCCAAGACCUCAAGUCCACUGUAGACCUCCUGACUAGCAUCACCUUCUUCAGGAUGAAGGUCCAGGAACUGCAGAGUCCCCCCAGAGCCAGUCAGGUGGUGAGGGACUGUGUCAAGGCCUGUCUCAACUCCACCUACGACUACAUCUUCAACAACUGCCAGGAGCUGUACAGCCGCCAGUACCAGCUGCUGGACACACACAAAGAGGAUCUUUCCCUGGAGGAGCAGGGCCCCAGCAUCAAGAACCUGGACUUCUGGCCCAAACUGAUCACCCUCAUCGUCUCCAUCGUAGAGGAGGACAGGAACUCCUACACACCCGUCCUCAGCCAGUUCCCUCAGGAGCUGAAUGUGGGUAAGGUGUGUGCUGAGGUCAUGUGGAUGCUGUUCUCCCAGGACAUGAAGUAUGCCAUGGAGGAGCAUGAGAAGAACCGGCUGUGUAAGAGUGCUGACUACAUGAACCUGCACUUCAAGGUCAAGUGGCUGUACAACGAGUAUGUGAAGGACCUGCCAAACUUCAAUAGGGUUGUCCCCGACUACCCAUCGUGGUUCUUACAGUUUGUGCUUCAGUGGCUGGAUGAGAAUGAGUAUGUUUCCAUGGAGUUCAUGCAUGGAGCUCUAGAGAGAGACAAGAAAGAUGGAUUCCAGCAGACAUCUGAGCAUGCUCUUUUCUCCUGCUCGGUGGUGGACGUCUUCACCCAGCUCAACCAGAGCUUUGAGAUCAUCAAAAAACUGGACUGUCCUGACCCCAAGGUCAUGGCUCAUUACAGCCGACGAUUCGCCAAGACUAUUGCCAAAGUUCUUCUGCAGUACAGUGCCAUUCUGACCAAGAGCUUCCCCUCCUACUCUGACAAAGAGAAGAUUACGUGUGUACUGAUGAAUAAUGUGCAGCAGUUGCGUAUCCAGCUGGAGAAGAUGUUUGAGUCCAUGGGUGCCAAACGGCUGGACCCAGACGCUAGUGAACUCCUGAACGAGCUUCAGGUCAAGCUGAACAAUGUGCUGGAUGAGCUGAGUAUCACAUUUGGAAACAGUUUCCAGGUCCAUAUUGAUGACUGUAUGAGACAGAUGGCCUCUCUGCUGUAUCAGAUCAAGGGCCCAGUCAACGCCAACAGCCGCAACAUGGUGGAGGCCGACUCCGACAACAUGCUGCGGCCGCUCAUGGACUUCCUGGAUUCAAAGUUGACGCUGUUUGCCACGGCGUGUGAGAAGACGGUUCUGAAGCGGGUUCUGAAGGAGCUGUGGAGGAUUGUGAUGAGCAGCCUGGAGAAGACCAUUGUCCUUCCGCAAGGAAAUGGCACCUUUGGUUCUCAGAUCCUGUCUGCAGCCAAGGAACUGGGACAGCUCUCCAAGCUCAAGGAUCAUAUGGCAGGAGAGGCCAAAAGCCUGACCCCUAAACAGUGUGCUGUCAUCGAUAUAGCACUGGACACAAUCAAGCAAUACUUCCAUGCUGGAGGAAACGGUCUGAAGAAGGCGUUCCUGGAGAAGAGUUCUGAGUUGACCUCACUACGCCACGCUCUGUCCCUCUACACACAGACCACAGACACACUCAUCAAGACCUUUGUCACAACACAACACGCACAAGGCUCAGGAGUGGACAAGCCAGUUGGAGAGAUAUCCAUACAGAUUGACCUAUUCACCCAUCCUGGGACUGGGGAGCACAAAGUCACUGUCAAAGUGGUGGGAGCCAAUGAUCUGAAGUGGCAGACGUCUGGGAUGUUCCGGCCCUUCGUGGAGAUCACCAUGAUCGGACCCCACCUCAGUGACAAGAAGCGCAAGUUCCAAACCAAGUCCAAGAACAACAGCUGGGCGCCCAAGUUCAACGAGACCUUCCACUUUGUCCUGGGCAACGAGGAUGGCUUUGAGUGCUACGAGCUUCAGAUGUGUGUGAAGGACUACUGCUUUGGUCGUGCUGACCGGGUGCUGGGCAUGGCUGUGAUGCAGCUGAGGGACGUGGCAGAGAAAGGCAGCGUGGCGUGCUGGUGCCCUCUGGGCCAGAGUGUCACCAUGGAUGAGACAGGCCUCACCGCCAUGCGCAUCCUCUCCCAGCGUUCAAACGACGAGGUGGCCAAGGAGUUCGUCAAGCUCAAGUCUGAGAUGCGUUCUGCGGAGGAGGGCAGAUGAGUUCUCCCUAAAGGAGGGGAGGAGUGUGAAGGGCCUCUAGUAAAGACAAGUGGAGAGGGAUGGGAGAACCUUCAUGUCACAGAAGGAAAGCCGCUCGACUACUACUUUGGACUAAUUAAUGUUUCCUGGCUGCUACUGGCUGUUUGAUGGAUACUGGUUCACCAACAUACGGUCACUAUUUAUCACACUCCCCUUAUGAAUCUCUCACUCACUCACUAUAUCAUUCACACACACAGUUUCUCUUUCACUCAGUGGUUAUUACUCACACGAUACUGUACUUCCUGUGGGUCUGCCAGUCUUGCGCUAUGGACAUGCCAUGGGCAUUAUAUGCCAGUCACCUCCCUGCCAGCCUGUAUGUACUUCAGUACAGGGUCUCCCCCUCAUCCCACAAAUGUUUGUCAUGUGCAAUACCCCCCCCCCCCACCAACUGGCCGUACAUUUGAUGCCUUACACUUUGGAAGCUGUGAAUGUGUGAAGUUUAGACUGUAACCUAUAGUACAAAACGGUUUAUUAAUCUUCCUCAAUCUCACUUUCGUGCUCUUCAGGAUCCAUGUUAAAGUCUCAUCGAUGCUACUUUAAGGGUCCAAACACGGGAUGUCUUGUUAAUGUUGGUGCAUCGGUCAAGGUAGAGUCACCUGGUUUCUAUCCUUUUGACUUCUACCACAUGUCAAGUACCCUGCUCCUAAAUAUAGUGUACAAAUCCACUGGUUUCUGCUGUAGAAAAGGGAAGUGGGGUUUUUUUGUAUUGAAAGUGGUGCCUUGUGGUGUUUCUGAAGUGAUUUUACAUUUGAGUCAUCCACCUAUUUUCUGACUUGAGGUACUGUAAUGCCAACAGCACUCCAAUGCAAAGGGAUUGUAAGUUAUGUGUGCCCUGCCAGGAAUUGGGCUCUUAUUCCUGACCCAUUAAUCCCGUAAGUGUACAGUGUUGACUUUGAAUGAGUAUUUUCUAUAAUGCUUUUGAGUCUAAAUUCAAUCAAAUUGAUUUAUAAAGCCCUUCUUAUAUCAGCAUAUGUCACAAAGUGCUGUACAGAAACCCGGCCUAAAACCCCAAACAGCAAGCAUGCAGGUGUAGGAGCACGGUGGCUUGGAAAAACUCCCUAGAAAGGCCAGAACCUAGGAAGAAACCAAGAGGAACCAGGCUAUGAGGGGUGGCCAGUCCUCUUCUAGCUGUGCUGGGUGGAGAUUAAUUGACAUCAACAUCCUCAACCCAAGGGCUGCCUUCAGUAGAGAGAGAAACUUCCAUUAAGGAUAGGUGUAGAUGUGAGCACUUUUAAUCGCUUAUUACAGUACAUCAAAGUGCAGUGGCAUAUGGAGGGCCCUGUCUUAAACGUUGUAAUCACUAGGAAAUAACCCUGGUGAAGACAUUUAAAACAUGUUUUACAAACAUUUGGCUGUUGCCAACCCUCAAUGACAGACAUUUUAUUUAUCUUUUUUUUUCAUGUAUUUAUUCCAGAUGACGAAUGGGGUCUACUAUUGCAAACAAAGAGGGCUACUAGAUAGCAUUUGAGUAUUGUUUGCAGUGGUUGUUUUGAAUGUCUUUGUGCUGCAGUACUCUACAGAUACUAACUGGACCUAGAGGAUAGUUUGGGACCAGAGGAGUUUAAACAGUUUUUGUCUCCGUUGAGGAAAAAACAAUUAUUUUCCAGCUAUGUUUCCUUGUAUCUCUGAGUGGCCUUGCUACUGUGAUGAUAAUAGAAGCUGUCUAUAUAAUACCUGUUUUACCCCGUAUUUGCCCAAAAUCAACUGUAUUUAAUAAUUUUGAAGGAUUUAUAUUUGUUUAAUAUUUGUUGAGAUGUAGUUAUUCUCUAGUCUUUUUAACAUUUUACAUUGAAAAUGUGUGUAUCCCUCUUUUGGAAACAUGGAAUGAUGGUGGAGCUGUUCAGUAAAGUGUGAUGCAUGCCAGUCAACUUCCUCAUUGAAAUGAGGGGAGAAAAAAAUCACACUCGUACUGAAAAUACUUUUGAAUUUGUCAAGUAACACUGCCAUUGUCCGUACAAUUAUAGUCAGUUUUUUUAAUAGGAAACCACUGCAAAAUUACACACUGCAGAAGUUAUAUCUACAUUACAUUACAUUUACAUUAAAAUAAAUGUAAGUUAUAUCUGGGCUUUAUAUACAGUAUCUCCUGUACCAAUGUGAAGUCCUACAUCUUUUGGGCUGUUGAUUUAGGGGAAAAUGUCUACCUUUAAGGAAGGCGCUGCCACUCUAACAUACAUGUUCCUUGUGCCAAGCUGUCCCCAAGUGUUCACUUUUUAUAAUUUCAUUCUGUUUUUAAUACAUUGUUUUUUUUUUUACUUGUGAACUUUUGCACUAUUAUUAAAUCACUACAAUAGUUAGCACGUAUAGUAUAUCAGUCAAAGUACUACUGGAAAACAUUUGGUAUUGAUCAUUAAAAUGUGUACAUUCCAAUUUAUGAAUUUUGUAUAAAGUAUUUAAGAAAUAUCUGUU
Salmo salar (Atlantic salmon) is the source of this 8695-nucleotide messenger RNA. Lineage: Eukaryota; Metazoa; Chordata; Actinopteri; Salmoniformes; Salmonidae. The record is from RefSeq and is a predicted model, not a curated record.